CUCACCACAAACUUAAGUUGUGAGUUGAAGUUUAGAAGAACAAAGCUUCCCACCUAGCUAGGCCUUUCUAUUGUAGCACUCAAGUUUCUUUCUUCGUGGAACUUAAGAAAAUGAAGGAAAAAAUGAGUUGGACAGUUGCAGACGCCGUGGACUAUAAAGGCUUCCCUGCAGACAGGUCCAAAACAGGUGGUUGGGUACCCGCAGCUCUUAUUUUAGGGAUUGAAAUCGUGGAGAGGCUCUCCACCAUGGGGAUUGCAGUGAACCUGGUAACAUACAUGAUCUCAAUCAUGCAUCUGCCAAGCUCAACUGCAGCCAACACUGUGACUGACUUUAUGGGCACAUCAUUUCUCCUGUGUUUGCUGGGAGGUUUUCUAGCAGAUUCCUUCCUUGGCAGAUACAAGACAAUUGGAAUCUUUGCUUCAAUACAAACACUGGGUACUGCUACAUUAGCAAUCUCAACAAAAUUGCCAGGGCUACGUCCACCACCUUGCCAUGCUAACAGUGACAGCUGCAAACAAGCCAACGGAUUCCAAAUGGGAAUCUUGUACUUGUCACUGUACCUUAUUGCACUAGGAACUGGUGGCCUCAAGUCCAGUGUUUCAGGAUUUGGUUCUGACCAAUUCGAUGAGAAAGAUGAGAAGGAGAAAUCGCAAAUGGCCUAUUUUUUCAACAGGUUUUUCUUCUUCAUCAGUUUUGGAACUCUGGCAGCUGUCACAGUACUUGUCUAUCUGCAAGAUGAAGUGAGUCGCAGCUUGGCGUAUGGAAUAUGUUCUGUCUCUAUGAUCAUAGCCAUUAUCGUGUUCUUAUCAGGAACUAAAAGAUACAGAUACAAGAGGAGUUUGGGGAGCCCCAUUGUCCACAUUUUCCAAGUUAUUGCUGCAUCAAUAAAGAAAAGAAAGAUGCAACUCCCAUACAAUGUUGGUUCUUUGUAUGAGGACACUCCCGAGGCUUCAAGAAUAGAGCACACCGAACAGUUCCGUUUCUUGGAGAAAGCAGCCAUUGUGGCAGAAGAUGAUUUUGAGACAAAUUUAUGUGGUUCUGGACCAAACCCAUGGAAAUUAUGCUCACUAACAAGGGUAGAGGAGGUGAAAAUGAUGGUGAGACUUCUGCCAGUGUGGGCCACAACCAUCAUAUUUUGGACCAUUUACGCACAGUUGAUCACCUUUUCAGUUGAGCAAGCCUCCACCAUGGAAAGGAAUAUUGGGAGUUUCCAAAUCCCUGCAGGCUCUGUCACAGUCUUUUUUGUGGCUGCAAUACUAAUCACUCUGGCUGUCUAUGACCGACUCAUCAUGCCCCUUUGGAAAAAGUGGAACGGCAAACCAGGUUUCACUGACCUACAAAGGAUAGCAAUUGGGCUUGUAUUUUCCAUUUUUGGAAUGGCGGCUGCUUCUGUAUGCGAGAGGAAACGGUUAUCCGUCGCAAAAAGUGUUAGUGGCGGCAACCAAGCAACAACAACACUUCCUAUAAGCGUUUUCCUUCUGAUCCCACAGUUCUUCUUGGUGGGUUCUGGUGAAGCAUUCAUAUACACAGGCCAACUUGAUUUCUUCAUAACACGGUCACCAAAAGGAAUGAAAACCAUGAGCACUGGUCUCUUUCUCACAACUUUGUCUCUCGGUUUCUUCUUCAGCAGUUUCCUUGUCUCGGUUGUUAAGAAAGUUACUGGGACAAGAGAUGGGCAAGGGUGGCUAGCAGACAGCAUAAACAAGGGCAGGCUCGAUUUGUUCUAUGCACUGCUUACCAUACUUAGUUUCGUUAACUUUGUAGCAUUUGCGGUAUGUGCAGUUUGGUUCAAACCUAAGAAACCUAAACAACCAGCUGCUAUGCAAAUGGGGCCAGUUAAUGGGUCCACAGCAGAGGAAAAGUGCUGAAGGCUGAAUAGUUUUUAGGAUUUGGGGAUUAUAUAUAUAGUUUUUAUACCCAUUAUUAAUGCUAUCAUAUGGUUUUGCUGCUUUGUAGAUAGGCUGUUAUGUGUAUGCAUCCGAAGAAUGGAUUGAUUUUGUUUUUCUCUUCCUGAUAUUAUAGAAUAAUGUUUGGGUUGGCAUCUUUGUACGCAUAAUUAAGCGUGUAACAUAGUUUCUGGUCUGUUACACUUUUCUCAAUCA
This is a messenger RNA of Glycine soja, 2102 nucleotides long. RefSeq names its product protein NRT1/ PTR FAMILY 6.2-like. Gene Ontology annotation, biological process: transmembrane transport; oligopeptide transport. Gene Ontology annotation, molecular function: transmembrane transporter activity. The record is from RefSeq and is a predicted model, not a curated record. The transcript has 6 exons. The coding region runs from base 111 to 1868 and encodes 585 amino acids. Lineage: Eukaryota; Viridiplantae; Streptophyta; Magnoliopsida; Fabales; Fabaceae. Gene Ontology annotation, cellular component: membrane.